ACAAGAUGGCUGAGCUGAAUUUGGGGAAGGGGCUGACUGCGGGGAAAGUGGCCAGCAACGUUCAGAAAAAACUAACCAGAGCCCAAGAAAAGGUUCUACAGAAGCUUGGCAAAGCAGACGAGACCAAAGAUGUUGCUUUUGAGGAGGGAGUCAUCAACUUCAACAAACAAUAUACUGAAGGCAGCAAACUCCAGAGGGACCUACGAGCCUACCUGGAGGCAGUGAAAGCCAUGCACGAGUCCUCCAAGAACCUGCAGUCGUGUCUGGCUGACAUGUAUGAACCAGAGUGGUACGGCAAGAACGAAGUGGAUUCCAUUGUGGAGGACUGCGAUGUGCUUUGGGAUGAUUACCACCAGAAGUUGGUUGAUCAUGCGCUCAUCUCCAUGGAUACCUACCUGGGCCAGUUCCCGGAUAUCAAGGCUCGUAUAGCUAAGAGGGACAGGAAGUUGGUGGAUUUCGACAGUGCCAGGCAUACCUAUGCUGCUACACACAAGACCAAGAAAAAGGACGGGGGCAUUAAAAUUACCAAGCCUUCCUCCUUGUUGGAAAGGGCCACUCCGGGUUGGGCUCAGGGUAUCCUGUCUGCACACAACGUUGCCCAAAGCAGUCUCUCCAGGAGCCAGGCUGAGGAGGAGUUGGAAAGAGCCCAGAAGGUGUUUGAGGAGAUUAAUAUUGACUUGCAAGAGGAGUUACCUUCACUCUGGAACAGUCGUGUUGGGUUUUACGUCAGCACCUUCCAGAGUUUGGCUGGUUUUGAGGAGAAGUUUCACAAGGAAAUGAGUCGGUUGGAUCAGGAUUUGAAUGACGUCUUGGUGAAGCUGGAGGGAUCAGAUCCAAACAGAAAGACAGGUAACCGCGGCACCUCGUCGUCAGGAGCAAACAGGAGUGAGAGAGAGGCAUCUAACCACACUCUCAGGCCAGGAGGACCACCGCCAAUCCCCAAAUCCCCGUCCAAGCUAAGACCAGCAGUGCCUCCUCCACCCAAGGUGACCCCAUCCAAGGAGCUGAAAACAGAGAACAUCAUCAACCUGUUUGAUUCUGCGGCAACUCCUGAUAUCAGCGUCACCUCACCUACAGAGUUUGACAGUCCUGCAGUGAGCAGCCUGUUGGACAUGGACCUGGACUCUUUCAGUGCAGCAACCAACCAGCAAACCACACAGCCUGCGAACUGGGACUCAUGGCCUGAGGACGGCGGUGCCCAGGAAGAAGAGCCCGAGCAGCACUAUGACCCUGUGGCUGCUGCUACAGAUGCCUGGGGGGAUGAUGGUACGCAGCCUGUCCGCUAUGACCCCAUAGCAGCUGCCACAGAGGGCUGGGGGGAUGAUGGUACCAAACCGGUCCGCUAUGACCCUGUGGCUGCGGCUCAGGAGGAAUGGGGGGACGACGAGAGUCAGCCGCCUCAGUACGACCCCGUGACCGAAGCCCAGGAGACCUGGGAUGAUGAGGGAAGCCAGCCAGUCACAGAGGUGCCCGCCACGGAGGACGAAGCACCUGCAGACGAGGCUCCGGCUGACACGGCCGAGGAGGAGGUCACCCCAGCUGCUGCUGAGCUGGAUGGUGAAGAGGGUCAGGGUGAAUCUGCAGCAGCUGCUGCUGCACCAGAAGAGGAAGAACCAGCGACGGAGGAGACACCUGAAGUAGCAGAAGAACCAACAGAAGUAGCACCAGAACCUGCAGAAAUGCCUCCCGGCUUCCUUUUCAAGGUCCAGGUGAUGCACGACUACGCUGCCAACGACACGGAUGAACUGGAGAUGAAGGCUGGCGACGUGGUGCUAGUAAUCACCUUUGACAACCCUGACGAACAGGAUGACGGCUGGCUGAUGGGAAUAAAGGAGGCCGAGUGGCAGCAAGAGAAAGAAAACGCCGCCAAAGGAGUAUUUCCCGAAAACUUCACCCAGAGGCUGUAAAAAAGAGCAGGACAGGACGUCACUCCAGCUUCCUUCUCUGCGUCUCUAUUCCUCUUGCCUAUAUCCUUUUCCCCCCUCUCUUGCCCUGAUACUGUAUCUUUACUAGGACUUUGGCCAUAGAAGCAGAGCUGUCACAGCCCUGGAGGAAAUCAUGCAUUUCUAAGGUCUGCUACACUGUGCUCAAAGUGGAUUUUGGCAUUUCUGUGGAUUUCUGCCAACAUUUACAAAAAAACAAAACAAAAACGACAGAUGUAACCAUUUCACAGGUCUCACUUUUACGCUGUUUGUCUUUGCUAUUGUUGCUAAACCAUACUUGAGGAGUCGAGAAUCCCGGUCAUACGGGGCAGAUGCAGGGACGGUGACCUCUGCAAUGGUUACAACUGAAGA
Molecule: messenger RNA, 2294 nt
Organism: Stegastes partitus (bicolor damselfish)
Lineage: Eukaryota; Metazoa; Chordata; Actinopteri; Pomacentridae
Gene: bin1a
Product: bridging integrator 1a
Exons: 20
Coding region: 6-1907 (633 amino acids)
Cellular component (GO): synaptic vesicle; plasma membrane; cytoplasm
Molecular function (GO): phospholipid binding; tau protein binding
Source: RefSeq, a predicted model, not a curated record